Molecule: messenger RNA, 1926 nt
Organism: Colletotrichum karsti
Lineage: Eukaryota; Fungi; Ascomycota; Sordariomycetes; Glomerellales; Glomerellaceae
Product: FAD binding domain-containing protein
Exons: 3
Coding region: 1-1926 (641 amino acids)
Molecular function (GO): FAD binding
Source: RefSeq, a predicted model, not a curated record
AUGACGACAAGUUCAGCAACGCCUGCCACGGCGCAGACCAAUGGCAGCGCCAACGGACAUGCUUACCGGUACCAAAACGGCAAUUCAGGCGAUUCCGAUGGCAAGUCCGACGUGUGUGUUGUCGGAGCCGGCCCCGCCGGCCUGAUGCUCGGUUCUUUGCUUGCUAGGUUUGGCCAGAAUGUCGAUAUGAUUGAUGAAAGGCCCGACCAAACAACAGUAGGCCGCGCCGAUGGCAUCCAGCCCAAGUCCAUCGAGACCUUCCAAAUGCUCCGCAUCGGCGACGAGCUCCUCCGCGACGGCGUCAAGGUGCACGACAUCUGCAUGUGGCAGAGCUCCAGCGCAGACGACCUUCAUCGGCUCAGCCGCUCCAUCCACUACCCCGCGUCCGUGGUAGACCUUCUCCAGCCGUACAUCCUGCUGUGUCACCAGGGCAUGAUCGAGGCCGUCUUCAUCGACGAUUUCCGGAAAAGCGGCUUCGAGGUCAAGCGAGGUCACAGCUUCCAGACCUACACUGCAUUGGAGGACGGCUCGCUGCAGAUCGAGGCCGACCACGAUGGAAGCGGACCUACCAAGAUCCACACCGAUUAUGUCGUGGGCUGCGACGGCGCCAGGUCCAAGGUACGACAAACCAUCCCCGACACGUAUGCCCAAGGAACGCCACACGCCUCAGUAUGGGGCGUGCUUGAUGGCGAACUCGAGACCGACUUUCCCGACAUCUGGAGCAAGACCGUCGUGUUCUCGGAACAGCACGGCUCCAUCCUCAUCAUCCCCAGAGAGCGCAACAUGACGCGCUUCUACAUCGAGAUGAAGUCCUCCACUUCAUCAAAAGACCUCGGUCAAGAAUAUGUGAUGGAACAGGCGAAGUUGAUCCUGGCCCCCUACAGCGUGAACUGGCGUUCGGUAGAGUGGUUCGGCAACUACUCAGUUGCUCAACGCGUUGCUGCCCGCUUCUCGGACCCUGCCCAGAGAGCCUUCAUCGCCGGCGAUGCCAGCCACACCCACAGCCCCAAGGCCGCGCAAGGGAUGAACACCAGUAUCCACGACUCUUGGAACCUCGGAUGGAAGCUCAACCUGACACUGAGAGGACUGGCCAAGGACGGUAUUCUUCUGGGGUCCUAUGAGCAGGAACGUAAGAAGAUUGCACACGACCUUAUCAACUUCGAUUUUGAGCACGCCAACGAGAUUGCGCGCGGCGAUGCUAAGCGCCUGGCCGAGAACUUCAAGACAAACACGAGAUUCAUCUCCGGCGUGGGCGUCGAAUACGGAGAGAACGAGCUCAACCGUGGCCGGUCGGAAGCCGUGAAAGGCGCUGCCAGGCCCGGCUCUAACCUUCCGCCUGCGAAAGCCACCCGAUACAUCGAUGCCUGUCCGGUUGAUGUCCAGCUUGACAUCCCUAUCCUAGGACAAUUCCGCAUUUACGCUGUUUUGAACAAUGUUGCCAGCCCAUCCGCCAAGUCGUUCCUCACUUCCUUCAAUGAUUCUGUGGCAUCCGAGUCCUCCCUAUUUACUCAAUUAUCAAAGGCAGCAGCGCAGUCGUACCAGAAGAAGCCUCGGGCUAGGAGAGUAGACGACCAGCAUGUGCGUCCUGAGAGGUAUACUUCUGUGAGCGAGCUCAGCACCUUUGCCCUGAUAACUUCAACGGACAAGAACGACUUCGAGAUCUCGUCCCUGCCGCCAGUGUUCUCCCGCAGCGGCUGGACCGUCUACCUGGACGACGUCGCACCGCUCGACACGCAAGGUCGCACAGUCACAGACAAAUGGCUCGGGGGACUUGGAGCGGACGAAGCUGCCGUCAUUGUUGUCAGACCCGAUGGCUACGUCGGCUCAAUUGGUCGGUGGAACACGACGGAGUCCACAGCCGGGCAGACGGCGGCCCAAUGGCUCGACGACUAUUUUGGAGGAUUCCUGCAAGUCCCCGCCAACUAA